CCGAUAAUAUAUCUCACACUGGUUUGUUACGUAAGAAAAUAAACGAGAGCUUAUAAUGCAGGUGUUCCUCGUAGAAAAGAGCACUUUGAGCGAAGAGCGCGUAUAUGAAACCGGGUCUAGGACUCGCGACGUGGGUCGUUGCGUCUCGUGACACGUGGGUAGCUUGAGAUUCCGCGUGUAUCGAGGAGUGAUAAAGCAGACAAGAAGAGAGGGGGAAACGGACGAAGAAAACCGAGUUGGAGGAACCGAGAGCGUGAGAGAAAGAAAGAGAAAGAGACUGACAGACAGAGAGAUCGGAAAAUGACCCCCACUCAACGCGACGAGGAGAUAGAGGGGCGUUCGUAUAAAGACUAUGCCUACAGCCCUGUACCAGUGAGUUCCUCUUCAGCGGUGUUUAAUGCCACCACCCUUGACAAAGAAUCCGUGCAGCUGAACGUAGUACGCGACAGGGAGUCGUACAGGACAUCGUCGCACUCCGUCGGGAUACGCUACCCUGAAGACAUGGAGGAGAAGGGUUCCACGCGGGUCCAGUUCCUGGCCGCUGCAGCAGGCAAUAUAUGUAUCGUUGCGGUUGGAGCUAUGCUAGGAUGGACGAGUCCGGUUCUUCCUAUGUUGGAAGAUGAUAAACGUUGGGUUGAAGGACCUUUGGAUGGACCGAUCAGUAAAGAACAGAGUUCUUGGGUAGGUUCUCUGGUGCCCGCUGGAACGAUUUUCGGCAGCUUCAUCGCGGGAUUUCUCGGCGAGAAGUUUGGCCGCAAACGAACUUUGCUGUUCUCGUUGUUACCGUUUCUGAUUGGAUGGACGUUGGUUGCUACUGCGACCCAGAUUGUACAACUGUACUUUGCUCGAUUAAUUUUUGGAUUCGCUCUGGCUAUCCCAUUCACGGUCCUUCCUAUGUACGUGGGCGAGAUCGCUGAGACUUCCAUCAGAGGUGCAUUGGGUUCCUUCCUUCAACUCUUCAUCACGGUUGGUUUACUGUAUUCUUAUGCUAUCGGGCCCUACGUUAGUUACACGGUAUUUUGGAUCAUUUGUGCCAUUUUACCUAUACUCUUCUUCGCCUGCUUCAUACUGAUGCCGGAGUCUCCGUAUUAUCUCCUUAGCAAGGGUCGCAAGGAGGAGGCAAUCGCGUCUUUGGCGAAGCUUCGAAGCAAGUCUGAAGCAGCAGUCCAGAAAGAGGCCGAUGAAAUUCAAGCUAUAAUCGAGGAAGCAUUCAGGGAUCAAGCCAGUCUCUCCGACUUAUUCAAGGUGAAGGCUAAUCGCAAGGCCUUGAUUUAUACCUGCGCCUUAGCUUCUUUCCAACAGUUGACCGGCAUCAACUUCGUGCUGUUUUACAUGCAAAACAUCUUCAUCAGCGCCAAUAGCUCCGUCCCAACGGAUCAAGCACCGAUUAUUAUUGGUGUAGUACAAAUGUUGGCGUCAGGGGUGACGCCUGUGGUCGUCGACAGGUUAGGCAGAAGGAUGCUCCUUGUCUUGUCCGGCAUCGGAGAGACGGUCAGCUUGUGUGCCCUGGGCUUCUAUUUCUACCUGAAGGAAGUGCAGCAAGCGGACGAUGUAGUGGCGCAGAUAUCCUGGUUACCAGUAGUCGCACUCGUCAUCUUCAUCUCCACUUACAGUGUGGGUUGGGGUCCUCUUCCGUGGGCCGUGAUGGGGGAGAUGUUUGCCUCUAAUGUCAAGGCUAAAGCUUCUGGCGUGACAGUGUCCGUCUGCUGGUUCUUAGCCUUCAUCAUCACCAAAUUUUCCAGUAAUAUCAUCGAGGCGUUCGGCAACUACACGACUUUCUGGCUGUUCGGUGCAUUCUGUAUCGCCAGUAUUCUCUUCACCGUACUUCUACUGCCAGAGACGAAGGGCAAGAGCCUUCAAGAGAUACAAGAUGAGCUCAACGGCGUGACUCCAACGAUUACGGAUUUGGAGAAUGACUCGAAAAAGUGAAGAAGCAGCAUUCGCAAUCAAUUACCUCAAUGAAUAGUGUGCGCAAAGUGAAUCGAAAUGAAUGAAGAUAUGAAUGAAAUGAAUGAGUGAAGAUAUGAAAUAGGUAACGGGUUUGGUGAAUUCAUGUGCCUAUCGUUCUACUGCCAAAUUUACAGAGACAAUGGUCAGAAACGGAGACAUCCCUUAAACCUAUGCGAUAUUAUCAAAUCGUUUUUAACAAAUCACACGGAAGAAAAGACACUGUUCGUUUUUUUCUCUUGUGGGACCAGACAAAGCUUCGCUUAUACAUAGAACAGAAAGAUCUCUGUAGAAGAUUUUUAUCCGAUAAACUGUUCUUAAUUGUGUCAAUUAAGUUUUAAACCAGUUGAAUGUUCAAACAAAUGUUUUUGAUUGCGAUAACAGAAACAUAGGUUACGGACCAUUAAACGCUGCAAAUGUUUUUGAAGCGUUUGAAGAAAAGUCAUGAUUGAUCCAUGUGGCGCUUCAAAGCACUUGCAGUCUCUAAUGGAUCUCAUCCAUCAUUUCUUGUCGCUGAAUUUUUAUCUGGUUCUAUUCUAUUUAUUCAGUUUCAAUUCUAUUCUAUUCACUAUUCUAUUCCAUUCAUUAGUUUCACGAACUAAGAUUGUUUUCCGCGUAUAUAAACGAAAGUUAUGGUCACAUCAUAACUCAUCCAUAAAUAUAUUCGCGUUAACAGUUCAGUAAGUUUCAUUUUAUCUGUGAACAUUUACCUGUUUUGUAUUAAGCGAGCAAAGAAAUUUGCGAAAUAUGCCAGUGAUGUCCCCUUCAAUAGUGUUUUCACAUGAGUUCCUGUUUUGUUUGUGAUUUGAAAAAACAUUGCGGUGUGUAUAUAUAACUGUUGAUAAUCAUAGUUAAUAAGUCUAAAUCAUCAUAUCACUUUCAUUCUUGUAGUAUCGUAUUCUCCGGUUAUAAACUCAGCAUGAAACGAAAAGCCACAAAGGAUUAUUUUCGCGGCAAAUUCCUCGUUUACGGGCAAGAGACUAGUCAUUUUUCUUUUCUUUUCCUAUACAUUCGUAUUAUAAAUAGAAACAUUAAUGACUGUGUCAGAAAUAUUGUAAUUUGUAAGAAUAUUUACAAACGGCCCAUACAAGAGAAGCUUGCAAUAACAUUACAGGAAUGUUGCAACAUUGCAAGUUGCAAUGUAUUAUAUUGUAGAGAUUACGGAGACAUAAAAUUGCAGCAUUUUACUGAAAUUUUAAAACAACAAAACAUUUUUGCGGAAAUAUUAUAAAAAUAAUUAAAACUCUAAUGCUCUAAUUUAUAUAUUUAUGAUGUGUCUGCAUUACUUUUAUUUACGGCAGGAUCGUAAAAGUUAGCAUAAAUGUCGUUUUAUAUUUCUCUGUCUCUUUCUCAGGCCUCCUAGCGCUUGAAUGGACCGCGUUGUCUAUUUAUUUGAGUCGAUUCGAUGCUACAAAUGUUUCGAAGUAUCAAAUAAAGCAACAGGAUUGACCUAGCCGUCGUUCCAAAGCACUUGCAGCGCUAAACUUUUCUCUAUAUUGACUACGUCCAUAGCGCACUUUGAUGUAUUUGUACACGCACUUAUACUGUUUCAAUAUUUAAAAACGCUUGUACGUUGCACAAAAUUCACGCAGAGGUAAAGAUUUUUUUAGAUUUAAUAUUUCUACUUUGUUUGACUUUGGUUUGUUUAAUUAAAAUAUGAUAUUCUUAUACGAAAUAUUAUUUUUAAAAUAAAAACUGUUAUUUCGUUGAAGAAAACCAUAUUAUGUGAUGAAAAGUAUUAUUAUUUAAAAUAAUAUUUUUCAAAAGUUCUUUGAGACUUAAUAAUUCAAUUUAUUUGAUUUAGAUAUCUUAGAAUUUUAAUUGCAAUGUUUCUGAAAUUUUAAUAUUGCCGCAAUCUUGCAACAACGUUGCAGAAACAUUUCACAACUUCCAUACAAUGUUACAAUGUUUCAGUGUGACAUCUCUGCAAUGUUUUUGCGACAUUUUUGUGCUGUAUAAAAACUAAUGACGCGUGGUAUACAUAUCAUCGAAAUUUUCAUCAUUGUGCCAAUUAUCGAAUUUAUGUAGUUUAGAGAUCUUCGAGGAACUUUCGUUGCUGCCAUUGAUUGCUGUCGUCAAUAUAUUAAAUCGUAUACAAUGUGGCAUAUAACUUUCUAAUAUUUUUCGUACACAAUACGACUCGUUGCGACUACAAUUUUGGCGAUAAGAAAUAAUAUUUAAGUACGGUAUUAUUAGUGCACUCUUAUUUUUGUUCUUCCUGAAGUUAUCUUAUUACAAAUACUAAAUAGUAUUUUAAUAUUAUAUCUAAUUUUUAAGUAUGCGUGUGCUUACUGCACUUUUAUCUUCUCUAAUAGAUUCAAGGAAUUGAAGUUAUUGUAUUACUGUAUAAUUAUCGUUCAAUUCAAAAUUAUUGAAAAUUCCAAAGCAAUGCGUAAUUAAAAAAAAUGUUUAUUACUUAUUGUUUUGUGCAUCCGUCCUUAUAAUGAUGGAUACAAAGCACGAUAAAAUUAUAUAAGGUUUAGACUAGAAUUUCAAUCUAAAACAAUAUGAGUCAAUAAGAUGAUAAUUGAUUUGCAUUGAAUUUAGACUGAAAAUAAUAUAAUUUUAUUGUUUUAUAUUCAUCGUUUUAAGCAGGGAUAUUAUAUUGCUCCCGGGAUAUAAUUGUAUAAAUAGUAUAAAUUUUGACGUAUACAAGCGCUGGACGCACAAAUUCAUUAAUGGGUAAAUAUUUUAUACAACAAUUUAAUCUUGUAUACACAUUUUACAGUAUACCUGAAGACAUUAAUUAAAGGAAGUUUGAAACAA
This is a messenger RNA of Odontomachus brunneus, 4713 nucleotides long. RefSeq names its product facilitated trehalose transporter Tret1-2 homolog. Bases 301 to 1929 code for a protein of 542 amino acids. Gene Ontology annotation, molecular function: sugar transmembrane transporter activity. Gene Ontology annotation, cellular component: membrane. The record is from RefSeq and is a predicted model, not a curated record. The transcript is spliced from 7 exons. Lineage: Eukaryota; Metazoa; Arthropoda; Insecta; Hymenoptera; Formicidae. Gene Ontology annotation, biological process: transmembrane transport; carbohydrate transport.